Molecule: messenger RNA, 3193 nt
Organism: Larimichthys crocea (large yellow croaker)
Lineage: Eukaryota; Metazoa; Chordata; Actinopteri; Sciaenidae
Exons: 9
Coding region: 683-1783 (366 amino acids)
Biological process (GO): positive regulation of ERK1 and ERK2 cascade; interleukin-15-mediated signaling pathway; T cell activation
Cellular component (GO): membrane raft; external side of plasma membrane
Molecular function (GO): MHC class II protein binding; protein tyrosine kinase binding
Source: RefSeq, a predicted model, not a curated record
GAGCACGGAGCUUUUCAGGUCAGGCUGAAUGCAAACUGCAAGGGGGGAACAAACUGACUCACAGUAUUUCAAUUUAGCAUGUAUCUUUAACCUCUGAUGACCUAACUAACUCAUGCAUAUAUAAUAAUUAUGCAUGAAUAUAAUUAUGCAGGAUAUAUCAUGGAUGGAAGACAUGCUGCUGCUGUGCAAUCUGCAUGUUUGCAGCAGAUAUGUGCACUGCAAACUGUGAGUUGUUUUUCUCUCUAGUGACAGAUUGCAGAACUUUUCCUGUGUGCAGGAAAUGAGAGAACCAUCUCUAUGAAGACGUCACGAUUAUAAACAGAAAAAAAACUUAAGGGCUGAAACACCACAGUGGGAGGGAAGUGUGUUGUGGUUGUGUUUUUUUGGUUUUGUAGUAGCCACAGUUGCCUCCUGUGCUGCUGGAGUUUUAGAUAAAAUCCCCUCUGCUCUUACUCCUCGUCUACUUUUGCACUCACUGGGAAUCACUGUGGACGAGAGUGUUCAAAAUGUACAAAUUCAAGGAAAUGAAAAGGUGGCAUGCUCCGCCUACAGCAGCGAACAAGAGGGAAGAAAGUUGACAGUUACUUUGAGGAAGUAACAAAUCACUCAUCAUAGGAAGUAGAUUCUCUGAAACGACUUCAGUUUGUGACAGACACGAGCUGAGAGCGGACAGAGAGACGCGAUGGUUGAAGUCGGGUGGAUUAAAACGUCUUUGUUUCUGAUGCCAGUGCUGCUGUUUGCAGCAGCAGUGACUGGACAAUCUAUUCUCCGUGUUCUUGUCAGAGUUGGAGAUGAAGUCACUUUGACUUGUGAAAAUGUGAUUGGUUAUCAGGACAAAUGUAAACGUACUGACUGGCUCAUCGAUGAUCCAAGACAGAGAGCAGCAGUAGAGCUGAUUAAACGUGGGCAGAUUUCUGAAAGAGCCAAAUCUAAAUCAGACAGACUGAGUGUUACACAGAACUGUUCUCUGGUUAUAAAGAAGGUCACACAUGAAGAUGUUGGUCGUUACACCUGCAGACAGUAUGACUCAGGACAUGGAGACAGUCGGGUUGAUCUGUCUGUUGUUACCAUGACUGAACACGAGAACAAUGAUCAGGUGACGUUGUCCUGCUCUGUGUCGGAACAUGAAUGGUGUAAUCACAGAGUGGAGUGGCUGUAUGAGGGUAAAGUUAAAGACAAGGAGACAUCACGGCGUAUUUGCUCAGUUAAUUUGACCUAUAAGAAGCAGGAGUCAAAGAAGUACAAGUCACUUAACUGUGAAGUGACUGAUCUUUCCAAUGGACAAGAGCAGCAGUUUCCCUUCAGCCGUCAGACCUCAGGUGAGAAACCAGCAACAACAACAACAACGGCAACAGCAGGACGGACAUCAACAACAACUGAGAGGAAUGUGACGAAGUCACCAGGGCGUGAAAUAGAAGUUUGGUGGUUCAUCGUUGUGGCUGUGGGUUUGGCUGCACUCUUAAUAAUCGCUGUGACGCUCUUCUUAUGCAAGAGAACUAAAGGCAAAAAAACGCGGAUGGAUGAAAACACGGGACAGAGCUUAAACCCCGUGGUGACCGAGUCUGGCCCUGAAAUCACUCAGCACACGGACGAUGGUGUUGCCUACGCCUCCAUCAGCUACACCAAGAAGGCCAGCAGUAAAACCCGGGUGCAGGUUAGAAGUGACGAUGACGAAGACGACACGGUGACCUACAGCACUGUGAGAGCUUCUUCCUCUCCUGCUGCAGCCGACACCGCUGACCCCAACAACAUCUACGCCAAGAUCAACAAACCACGCAAAUAAGAAAACAGAGGACUACUCGCCCAGCUUUGGAUAUAUUGGAUAUAAUGUUGAGAUCUGCACCUGUCAACCUAAAACAUAACGAACAUCAUAACCAGCAUCAGCGAUCUUGAACCUUUCACGGCCUGCGUGGUGUCAUCAGGUAGGAGGUGCUUGGAGCAAACUUCAGGGAAUAAACAAUGGCAGCUGCCUUUUAUCUGGGUGAUAGCAAUAAUUGUGAAGAUCACACAAAGAUCCUGGUUUGGGUUCAGUUCGAUUCUACUUGAUUUAUAUCGCCCCAAAUCAUAACAAAAGUUAUCUCAUGACACUUUCCAUACAGAGCAGGUGUAGACCGUGCAGUGACCCAACAAUUCCACCAUGGGCAAGCACUUGGCAGAAACUUCAGGCAGUCUAGUCCUAUAGCCGCAGAACUAAGGGAUGACCUGAGCCAGCCAUAACUGUGAGCUCUAGGUUAAAAUAAGCACUUUGUUAAGAUUACGGAAGCUCUGUCGUCAUAGUUAGUCAUGCUUUUAAAAGAAAAAAACGGAAACAAACAGCGGCUGUACAGCCACGCCACGUGACGUCAUCCUUCCGCUUUGUCACUUAAAUAUAAAUAUAUAUAUAUAUAUAAAUGUCUUGUAGAGAAGCUGUCAUUGAUUUUAGGAGAUAGUCUCCUAAAAAUGCACUUAAUGCAACGUCACACCAAACAUGUGGCUUAAUCUGCUCUUAAAGCUGUGUAUCCAAAUGUGACAUGAGAGGAAUAACUUUAAAAAGUAUAGCUAUUCAAGUAUACCCUUGUUUUUUGUUAGUUUUAAAGCUUUACAAGUCAUUUAUUAUAGACAGAUCAUUUUAUUACACUUUACUGUGUUAGUGACGCUUGAUCUAAUUUAAAAAUAAUUAACCUGCGACUAUUUUUUAGUUUGUUUUAAUGCAGAUUUACAGGAUGUGUUGCUGUACAAAUCAUUUUUGCCUAGAAUGGGGGAGGGGUAACUUGUGUGUAAAUAGUACAUAAUAUAUCUUUCAUAUGUGUGUGGUCGCUGUGCUUAAGUAAAACAUAAAUAAUAUAUGACACAUUUUGCGUGAUGAUGUCUGGACUGGUUGCACAUCAGACUUUUUGACUUGUUACAGCAGUAGACAGUGAGCCAGCAUGAACAGCAGCAGGACCUCUGCUAAGUGGAAUGCAGCCAUCGUUAAAGCACAAAAAUGUCUGCUGUGCAACCAGUCCAUGCUCAAUGAGUAAUAUAUUUCUGUUGGAUUAUGUUACAUUCCUUUUUUUUUUUAUUAGUAUUUUAAUGUCAUCAGCUGUAAUAUUUUGAACAUUUAUGUCUAAUGUGUUGAUUCCUACGGAGAGACUGUGUGAUGGGUUAACUCGCCCACAUUCACGUGUCUGUUUGCUGUGCUUGGUUAAAAAAUAAAUAAGAAUAAUAAACGACA